AUGACGGAACUGAACACCAGGAUCGUUGUACAAAACUGUUUACUAGUUUGGUUAGAUCCAAGCCUAGAUGAAACGAAAGAUCACGUUCGAGAUGCACUCACUCUAUUCAGCGCUAUCAUUAAUCCUGUCCAUAUUUUUACUGAUUCUGAUCAAUGCAUCGAUUUUCUUACUGAAAUAAAAGAUGCCAAGGUUUUCAUGAUUAUUUCUGAUUCACUGCGAGAAAACAUCAUACCUCUCAUUCACAAUAUGCCGCAGCUGUAUUCCAUCUUUAUCUUGUGCAAUGAUAAGUUAUGUCCUGACAACUGGAUUCAAUCCUGGUCGAAGGUGAAGGGUGCUUUUGAUCAAAUUUACCAGAUUUGUGAUAUUGUCCGACGAUUAACCAAAAAGUGCGAACAUGAUAUGACACCAAUGAGUUUCAUCGCAGUCAAUGAUAAUGACCCGGCUUCUUUAUCCAUCCAACAUAUCAAUCAACUCGAUCCAACAUUCAUGUAUACUCAAAUUUUCAAGAAAGUUUUACUAGAAAUUGAUGACAAGGAUGAUGAUAAAGCUAUCAAGUUCUUUACAGCAUAUUGUCGUCAAAUAUACAGCGAUAAUUCAGUCCAAUUGAAGAAUAUUACCAAGUUCGAAAGUGAAUUCCAACUUUACAAGCCAAUCUGGUGGUAUACUUCUGAAUAUUUUCUUUAUUCAAUGCUAAAUCGAGCUCUGAGAACACUGGAUGUGAACAUUAUGCUCAAAAUGGGUUUCUUCAUUCGGUUUCUUCAUCGUCAUAUCGAACAACUCUAUCAAGAACAAUCCACUGACUUUGAACAACAUUUUACUGUAUAUCGUGGUCAGUGUUUAUCGAAAAUGGACUUCGAGAAAUUACUGAAGACGAUAGGCGGAUUGAUGUCGUUCAACAAUUUUUUGUCCACUAGCCGAGACAAAAAUGUUUCUAUGGCUUUUGCGGAUAGUGAUCCCAUGAACUUGGAUUCCAUUGGCAUCCUUUUUAUCAUGAGUAUUGAACCGAAAAUGUCCAAGUCACCGUUUGCUCUUAUCGACAAAGUUAGUCAAUUCGAUAGUGAAGAAGAGAUUCUAUUUUCCAUGCACACAGUGUUUCGCAUCGUUGAAAUAGAAAAAGUUAGCAAAAGCUCGCUGAUGUGGCACGUACAUCUUAUUCUUACGGCUGAUGAUGAUCCGCAUCUAGCCGUUCUUACCAAAUAUAUGCAAGAGGAAAGUAACGGGUCAACAGGUUGGGAACGGAUGGGACACCUAAUGCAUACAUUGGGUGAAAGUGAAAAGGGCGAAGAAGUGUACACGAUGUUAAUUGAGCAGGCAUCCAAUGAGAAAGAUACUGCGAACUACUAUCAUCAUCUAGGAGUGAUGAAGGAUCGACGAGGUGAGUAUAGAGAAGCUAUUCGAUUCUAUGAGCAAAGCAUCGCCAUUCAAGAACGAACAAAAGAUCCCAACCAUAAAAGAUUGGAGACUUCUUAUCACAAUCUUGGCUUAGCGUACAAUAAUAUGGGCGAAUACUCAAAAGCACUUUCAUUUUACGAAAAGGCACUAUACAUGGAAAAGAAAAUUCUCCCUGAAAAUCAUCCCUCGUUGGCUACUUCCUACAACAAUAUCGGUUUGCUGUAUGAUAACAUGGGCGAGUAUUCAAAAGCACUUUCAUUUUAUGAAAACUCACUCGAUAUCUACCAAAAAACUCUUCCUCCAAACCAUCCCCUGUUGGCUACCUUGCAUAGUAACAUCGGUGUACUGUUCACGAACUUGGGUGAGUACUCGAAAGCACUUUCGUUUUACGAAAAAGCACUUGAUAUCGAAAAGAAAGUUCUUCCUACAAAUCACCCUGACUUAGCUACGUCCUACAAUAACAUCGGUUCAGUGUAUAAGAGUAUGGGCGAGUAUUCGAAAGCGCUUGUGUUUUAUGAAAAAGAUCUUGAAAUCAACCAAAGAAUUCUCUCUCCAAACCAUUCCGAUUUGGCCAUUUCCUAUAAUAACAUUGGUGGCGUAUAUGAUAACAUGGGUGAGUACUUGAAGGCCCUUUUGUUCUACAAAAAGGCAUUCGAUAUUUACAAAAGAAAUCUUCCUCCGACACAUCCAAAUGUGGGUAUGUCCUACGGCAAUCUCGGCGGAAUCUAUUAUAAGAUCCAAGAGUACACAAAAGCGCUCAAAUUAUAUGAGAAGAAUCUAGAAAUAUUUCAAAUGUCACUGCCACCAACUCAUCCGCAUAUUGCAGCCUGCAAGAGAAAUAUUGAAGCAGUAAAAAAGAAAAUAUAA
Rotaria socialis is the source of this 2259-nucleotide messenger RNA. The record is from the annotation of a GenBank genome assembly. NCBI's taxonomy places the organism in Eukaryota, Metazoa, Rotifera, Eurotatoria, Philodinida, Philodinidae.